GGGGCCGGAAGUGGCAGUGGAGGGAGGGAAGAUGGCGGAGGUGGUGAGUCCGGUGCCCGGGGCGGGGCGGAGGGAGCUAGGGGAGGUGGGUAGAGCCCGAGGCCCCCCAGUAGCCGACCCUGGCGCCGCGCUAUCUCCCCAGGGGGAGAUAAUCGAGGGCUGCCGCCUGCCAGUGCUGCGGCGGAAUCAGGACAACGAAGAUGAGUGGCCCCUGGCUGAGAUCCUGAGCGUGAAGGACAUCAGUGGCCGGAAGCUUUUCUAUGUCCAUUAUAUUGACUUCAACAAACGCCUGGAUGAAUGGGUGACCCACGAGCGGCUGGACCUAAAGAAGAUCCAGUUCCCCAAGAAAGAGGCCAAGACUCCCACCAAGAACGGACUUCCUGGGUCCCGCCCCGGCUCUCCAGAGAGAGAGGUGCCGGCCUCCGCUCAGGCCAGCGGGAAGACUUUGCCAAUCCCGGUCCAGAUCACACUCCGCUUCAACCUGCCCAAGGAGCGGGAGGCCAUUCCCGGUGGCGAGCCCGACCAGCCGCUCUCCUCCAGCUCCUGCCUGCAGCCCAACCACCGCUCAACGAAACGGAAGGUGGAUGUGGUUUCACCAGCAACUCCAGUGCCCAGCGAGACAGCCCCGGCUUCCGUUUUUCCACAGAAUGGAUCGGCCCGCAGGGCAGUGGCAGCUCAGCCUGGACGGAAGCGGAAAUCGAAUUGCUUGGGCACUGAUGAGGACUCCCAGGACAGCUCAGAUGGGAUACCAUCAGCUCCACGCAUGACCGGCAGCCUGGUAUCUGACCGGAGCCACGACGACAUCGUCACACGGAUGAAGAACAUUGAAUGCAUCGAGCUGGGCCGGCACCGCCUCAAGCCGUGGUACUUCUCCCCGUACCCGCAGGAGCUCACCACACUACCCGUCCUCUACCUCUGCGAGUUCUGUCUCAAAUACGGCCGGAGCCUCAAGUGUCUGCAGCGUCACUUGACCAAGUGUGACCUGCGGCAUCCGCCAGGCAAUGAGAUUUACCGCAAGGGCACCAUCUCCUUCUUUGAGAUCGACGGGCGUAAGAACAAGAGUUACUCCCAGAACCUGUGUCUCCUGGCCAAGUGUUUCCUCGACCACAAGACUCUCUACUACGACACAGACCCCUUCCUCUUCUACGUCAUGACGGAGUAUGACUGCAAGGGCUUCCAUAUCGUGGGCUACUUCUCCAAGGAAAAGGAGUCAACGGAAGACUACAACGUGGCCUGCAUCCUGACCCUGCCACCCUACCAGCGCCGGGGCUACGGCAAGCUGCUGAUCGAGUUCAGCUAUGAACUGUCCAAAGUGGAAGGGAAAACGGGGACCCCUGAGAAGCCCCUCUCGGAUCUUGGCCUCCUCUCCUACCGAAGCUACUGGUCCCAGACGAUCCUGGAGAUCCUGAUGGGGCUGAAGUCAGAGAGUGGGGAAAGGCCUCAGAUCACCAUCAACGAGAUCAGUGAAAUCACCAGUAUCAAGAAGGAGGACGUCAUCUCCACGCUACAGUACCUCAACCUCAUCAACUACUACAAGGGUCAGUACAUCCUCACACUGUCAGAGGACAUCGUGGAUGGCCACGAACGGGCUAUGCUCAAGCGGCUCCUUCGGAUUGACUCCAAGUGUCUGCACUUCACUCCCAAGGACUGGAGCAAGAGGGGAAAGUGGUGACAGGCACCGCUGUGGCAGUGUCAAGUCAGCGGAACUGCGACUGACAGCCCCUCCCACCCCCACCAGAGCCCCCACGAGGCACACCCGUAUAGAUGGGGCUGAGGACAGGUCCACGUGGGGAGGACAGGCCCUGUUGGGGCUGGCUGGUGCCCAGCACCAAGACGAGUUCAGGGCUCAGGUCAACUCCAAGGUCAGCUGGCUGCAGGCCCGUGCUUGCUGCGGACCAGAGACUGGAGAGAGCCAGGCAGCUGUGUACAGUGAGAUGGGGGGGGGGUGCUCUGUACAGAGGGCUGGUGGCUGUAAAAACGUCUUUUGUAAAGGAGGAGUUGGGGGUGGGCUGGGUACUGCUGCAAUACUCUGGCCUGUCUUAACCCUCACUGCCCCAGCAAUAAACUUUCUAUAGGCCA
Messenger RNA from Talpa occidentalis (Iberian mole), 2079 nucleotides. It is a transcript of the gene KAT5, whose product is annotated as lysine acetyltransferase 5. Lineage: Eukaryota; Metazoa; Chordata; Mammalia; Eulipotyphla; Talpidae. Bases 32 to 1672 code for a protein of 546 amino acids. Gene Ontology annotation, biological process: regulation of DNA-templated transcription. Gene Ontology annotation, molecular function: histone acetyltransferase activity. The record is from RefSeq and is a predicted model, not a curated record. The transcript has 13 exons.